AUGGCGGAGCUAUCCAGUCUCGAGAAAGGAGAACUGGAAUCCGAGAAACAACCCACACCACAAACGGCGCAGACACACAGCACCAACGAUGUCAAAGCUGACGGUGCCCUGGAGCUGCUGGCCGCAGCGAGUGAUGCUGGCUCCGGUGUCAGCGUGUCAUCGCCUGAAGCGAAACGUCUUGUACGCAAGAUUGACCUGUACAUCAUGCCGUUGAUAUGCAUUGUAUACUUCAACAGUUACCUUGAUAAAAUCGCCAUCAGCUACGGCAGCGUGAUGGGUCUUCGCCAGUCAGCCCAUCUUCACGGGAAUCAGUUCAACUGGGUUUCGAGUAUCUUUUUCUUCGGGCAGCUCGCCUUUGAGUUUCCCACCAUACGCCUGAUGCAGGCAUUUCCUCUGGCUCGUUACGUAGCCUUCAACGUGGUGAUCUGGGGAGGCCUGCUGGCUUGUUUAGCGGCGUGCAAGUCAUUCGCAUCUCUGAUGGUCUGUCGAGCGCUCCUUGGCUGUGCGGAGGCUGCUGUGGUUCCCGCUUGGGUGGUCUUCACGUCGCAAUGGUACCGGAAAGAGGACCAGGCAUUCCGGGUAGGAGUGUGGUUCUCCAUGUGCGGUUUUGCGCAGAUGCUCGGCGGAUACGUCGCAUACGGAAUUGCCAUACAUGUUGGACGGGACCCCAAUGCCGCUCUCCGUGGAUGGCAGAUCAUCUUUCUCGUGCUAGGACUCUUCACAGUUCUUGUCGGUAUUGCUUUUUUCUUCAUCCUGCCGGAUUCGCCGGUGACAGCGCGAUUCCUUACUCCAAGAGAAAAAGCCCUGCAUGCGGAGCGACUCCGCGAUAAUGAGCAAGGUAUCGGAAGCCAGAUCUUCAAGAUCGAGCAGGUUUAUGAGGCAUUGGCUGAUCCCAACACCUGGCUCUAUACGUUCUGGGUAUUUGCUGCCAACAUCCCGAACUCGAUAGCCACCAGCUUUGGAAACAUCCUCGUAACAGGAAUGGGCUACAGUUCGACCGAAAGCUUGCUCCUUGUGACACCGCUAGGGGCAUACGAAGUCGUCGUGUUGAUCGGGCUGACUUGGCUCAGCAUGAAGACUGAACAGCGUCUCUUCUGGUGUAUCGUGGGCCAUAUCCCCUCAAUUGUUGGUGCUAUUCUCAUGGCAACCACCGAAAAAGCGCCGGCCCUUGUUGGCUAUUAUCUCUCCGGCGGCAUACCUAUCGGGUGGACCACCAUCCUAGGCCUCACCAGCACCAACGUCGCAGGGUCAACCAAGAAGAUCACGGUCUCGUGUAUCCAAACCAUUGGGUACACAGUUGGCAACAUCAUAUCCCCACAUACUUUCCAGGCGAAGGACGCUCCGCGGUAUCUACCUGCAAAGAUUUCCAUUGUAAUUCUCUAUUUCCUGGUCACGGUCGACCUCUGUAUCAUCCGGUGGCUCGCCGUACGGGAGAAUAAGAGACGAGAUCUCAAGAGGGAGGAGCUAGGUGAUGCCUAUGUGGUGGAGCAAAACCAUGAGUUCCAGGACCUAACUGAUCGGCAAAAUCCGGAGUUCAGAUACGCGAUUUGA
Molecule: messenger RNA, 1551 nt
Organism: Monascus purpureus
Lineage: Eukaryota; Fungi; Ascomycota; Eurotiomycetes; Eurotiales; Aspergillaceae
Source: the annotation of a GenBank genome assembly